AUGAAUUAUAAAAUAGUGUAUCAAUAAUUAAUAGAUUAAAAUACAGACUGGUAAUAGUUAUUAAAUUUCUUAAAAUAAAAAGAUUUUUGCUCAUAAAAUAAUAUUAAUUAAGUGAUCACAAAUAAUUUAGUAAUUAUUUAAAAACUUAAAGAAAAACUAUUUGCCCUUUUAAACCUCAGCCGUUUUACUUAAAUCGAUGAAUAUGGAUAUCAUUAUUUAGAGAUAUUUAAAAUUUUACUUUGUUUUGUAGAGAGUAAUAAGAAUCUUGAUGAAUAAGAAGGCAAACAAUUAGAAAUGAUUAUCGGAACUUUAUUAGAAUAAUAAAUUUUAAUUUAAUGGAAUCAGAGCAAUUUGAAACAACAAAAAAAAUUAUUACUGCAAUAUAAACUGAAGGGAAAAAAUAUAUAGAGUUUUCAAAAGAAUUAUCAUCUCUUUUCAUUCGAUUAGAAGCAGUUCAUAAAGCUCUGCACGAUUUCGUCAGCAGAAAAAUUACUUGAAAAUGUUAAGAAAUAGAUUUCACUUUUAUUAUAUUGCUAGAACUUUAAAUGGGAAAAAGAGAUGGAUAAAAAAAAAAUUGAUUAACAUCUUCUUUAGGAUUAAGGAUUUGAAAGUGUAUAUUUUAGCUUAAUUUUUUACUUCUUGUAGUAAUAUUGUUAUAUAAAAUAUAAUGAUUUUAACCAACUGCAAGGGAAAUUAAGCAAAGUUAAAAUUGAUUAAAGAUAACGAUGGCUAAAUACUUUCAUCUCAAAAGCAAAAUCUAAUAAUUAGGAUUAAAUUUAUCUUUUCAUGAUCAACCAUACUGUACAAUUUUCAAUUUAAAAGGAAGAAUAUUUUUUAAAGGAAAAUAUAUUUAAACUUUUGGAGUUUAAUCAACAAAAACAAAAUUAAAUCUGGCCAUUAUUACAAAAAAAUUAUGAAGAAAAUUCCCAAUUUGAUUUUUUUUGCCAAUUAAAAUUCUUACCUUUGUUUAAAUUCAAAAAGAUAAUUGCCUAAUUUAAAAAAAUGAGCGUUGCUAAGCCUGAAAUACAAAAUUCCACAAACCUUAAUUAAUAAUUUACAAAUUAAUAUUUUAACUAACAUUCAACAGAAUCCCAAUUAUUUACAAUUUAUCUUUUAUUUUCAAAUCCAUCAAGAGAAUUUACGAAUAGCAUUAAAAGAGCUCUAGUCUUAACGUUUCUAUCUAAUGAGAACAGAGAUAUAAAUUUUUAUAUCAACGAGUUAAUAAAACAUGAGAAAAAUAUAUUUUAUGGAGAUGUAGUCUUAUUAUUAGGAUUGUUGGAACAAAAAUUUAAAGAAUCAAUAGCAAGCAUUAUCAAACUUUACAAUAUAGAUAGCUCUUUUAUGCAAUUAAAAGCUACGAUGAUUUUGAUGAAAUAUUUUAUGUGUCAUUAAAAGUUAGCAAACAAAAAAGAAUCAUUCUAAAUAUUUGAGGAUUUAUUAGAAGAAUUAAGUUUAAAAAAUGAGAAAGAGAUGCUUUCCCUUAAAUUGUUAUUUGGAAAGGAUAGGUUCUAAAUCUUAUUUGUGGAAUUAAUAAAUUAUUACUUAAUUUCAGAUAUCAAAAAUAAAAAGAGAUGUAUGAAAAUUCUCAAAAAUUUAGUGCCAAUUAGCUUAGGAAAAUCUGAAGAAAAGAUAUAAACAUUCAAAGCCUUAUAUUUAUGUCUUAGUCCUUGGUUAUUGAAUUACUUAAUCUUAUUAAACACAAAGGCAAUUAUUACAUAAAGUAUGUUUAAAAGAACAUUAAUAAUUAUUUUUACUAUUAUUAAAUAGAAAGAAUAGUUUACAAAAUUUCUGCUAACUAAUUUACACUCCUUAAUUAAUAAACCUUGCUAUCAUUUCGAUUAGGUUUUGACUGCUAGAGAAAGAUAAAUUAGUGAUAAACUGAAUUUCAAACUGAAUUUAAUUCAAUUCUUAAAUUCUGGAAACUAUCAUGAAAUGUUGUUGAAAGAAUGUGUUUUAUUGUAUAAAGAGGAUCCUGUAUUUUAUGAGGAUAAUUUAGGAAAGAUAAAUUACUUCAAUAAUAUUAAAUUACAUUCUGCUUAUUUUCUUUAGAAGGAAACAUUUGAAUAUUGCCCUUAAAAAGGCUGCUUUUCGCUUGAAGAUUUUAACAUCUCAUUAACCGAAACAUCAUAAGAAUAAGAGAAAAUGAUUGUUUAAGAUUGGUUAGAUGAUAUCAAAGAUAUUUCAAAAUUUAAAAAAUUAAUUCCUUUUUUUUUUAAUAUCAUUAAGAGGGGAGAAUCAUCAAAAAAGUUAUUAUCCAUUAUCACUUCAUAUCGACGCAAAGUUUAACAAUCAAUAAAAAUAACUAAUAAUAUGAAGUCCUUAUUCUAACUAUUUUUCAAUAAUUCUAAUGAUGAACUCUAAGUUAUGUUGCUUAAACUUUAUUCAAGUAUGUUUCCAGUUCCAUUAAUUUUCCAAAAUCCAUACUUAUAACAUGCUAAAAGGGAAACCGAUUUAUAUGUUUUUAAUGAGAAAAUGUAUUAUGUAUUUUAAUAAUCAUUUUCAAUAAUUAAUUUUUCAUUAAGCUCAAAAUAAACCUAGAUAGGAAAAACACAGCUAAUUAAUGAAAUAUUUUAUAAGUAAGAAAAAUUUGAGACAUAGGAUACAUGCCAAUUGAACAAUAACACAAUAGAUAUUAUGUUUGAUACACAAUUUAAUGGGUCUCGAAAUUUCUGUGUGGCAGAUGCUCAUGGAUAAAUCCCAAUAGAUAUAUUAAUUAAGAUUUUACCUUUAUUUCGAUUGUGGAUUAUAUAGGUAGAUUCAUUAAAGGAACUUAAAGAUACUUAGGAUAAAUUAAAUGAAAUCACUAGAAUUGUCCCUACAAUAAAUCAUAAGAUUUGUAUUAUCAUCAGAAAUCACAAAGAAACUGAAGAAAUUAUAAAAGAAUUUAAUAAAAUUCAACUUAAAUAUGAAAGUGACGGAAUAAGGAUACAUAAAAUAAUCGAUCUAGAUUAGAAAGGCUUAGAUAAAUCUAUAAGGGAAAUGGAAUUAUAAAAUGCCUAAACUUUUAUUUUUAAAGAAAUUUAAUAUCGAAAUAAAAUAACAGCAUCCAAAAACGACCAAGAAUUUUUAAACGUUAUAAAAACAUUUGAUACAGAUUAAAGACUAAUAUCCAAAUAAUUUAUUGAAGAUAGAGCAAUUAUAAAAGAUUUAGAGGAGGAAUUAAAUAGAUUGAUUUAAAAGCCUUUUGGAUUUUAUGAUCAAGAAGCAUUUCCAAUUAGAUCAAUUGAGUAUAAAUUAAAAGUUCUUAAAGAAAAAUAAAAUGAAAGCAUUCAACAAAUCAAUAAUUAAGGAUAAAAUGAAACCCAAUCCAAAAUUAAUCAAAAGAAUGUUAUGUUAUCUAACAAUUAAUUACUGUAGCAAGAUAUAAAGAAUUAAAUUACUGAUUUAGAAGUUCAAAUCAAGAAUGCUUAAUUAUCAAACAUUUUAAAAAUAUUUUGCAAAAUAUUUAAUUAAAAUUAAGUUCGAAAGUUUAAUGAAAUAAACACUUACAAAUUGUAGGAAGAAAAUUAAGAAAUCAAUGAUUCAUUGAUGAAGCUAAAAAAAGAAAGAGAUAUACUGAAGCAAAAAAAGUCUGAACUUAAGAAAGAAUCUAGUUUAGUGAUAUUUGAGGAUGAAAAAAAUAAAGAAUAUAAAAAAAAAUUCAGAUGA
Messenger RNA from Paramecium tetraurelia, 3648 nucleotides. RefSeq lists its product as uncharacterized. NCBI's taxonomy places the organism in Eukaryota, Ciliophora, Oligohymenophorea, Peniculida, Parameciidae. The transcript is spliced from 3 exons. The record is from RefSeq and is a predicted model, not a curated record.